AUGCACGUCACCAUGUCGCAAAGUCUGGCGAGCAUGAGGGAGAAGGGGCAGACUGUUGAGCACAUCGCAGCUGACAUGGGGGUCGCGCUCGACGACAUCGGACUCUGCACUUUCGUUCUCAAGUUUGUUGCCCCAGCCUUUCGCUUCCAAGCGGGAAGCUCAGGGACAAGCUCCUCUCAUUGCAGAAUGCAGUCCAACUGA
This is a messenger RNA of Guillardia theta CCMP2712, 201 nucleotides long. RefSeq lists its product as hypothetical. The transcript is spliced from 3 exons. The coding region runs from base 1 to 201 and encodes 66 amino acids. Lineage: Eukaryota; Cryptophyceae; Pyrenomonadales; Geminigeraceae. The record is from RefSeq and is a predicted model, not a curated record.